This is a messenger RNA of Caenorhabditis angaria, 850 nucleotides long. Lineage: Eukaryota; Metazoa; Nematoda; Chromadorea; Rhabditida; Rhabditidae. The record is from the annotation of a GenBank genome assembly.
AUGAGCAAUGUCAAGAAGUCUGAUGUGAAUCAAAAAAAGUGAGUUAUGACGUGGCAAAGGUGACAAUUGAACGUUUCCCUAGGAUUUUUCAAAAAGUUGAAGAAAAAUCAUAAAAUCUGAAAAUUUUAGAGGAUUACCAACUGUUUGCACACCAAUACCAUCUGAUCAAAGUUCGAUCAUCGAAAGGGAAGCGAAUCGAAAAAUAGAUUCCGAAAAAUCGUCAAAGUCUUCGAAAUCUUCAAGAUCUUUGAAUUCUAAGAGAAAACACAAGAAACAAAAUAUCAUAAUUGUGAAACCGUGUGAUUCUGAUGAAAAUAAUUCAUCAACAACUCCAGAAAAGAAAUCAGUUGCAUCAACUCCAGUUUCAAUAACAUCUUGUAUUGAUUCGAGUUUUCUUCGAUAUUCUGUUCCAAUUCAAAUGUAUUUUAUGCAACGUCGUAUUGGUUCAACCGAAAUUCCAACAGAUGGUAGACUUCGUCAACCUCUUAUUUAUAUUAUCAAAAAAGUCAUGGCAAAAAUCGACAAUCAUUUUACAUUUUAUGUUUUUGCGUCGACUUUUGAGAUUCGUUGGAAAAGACCCAAAAAUGCUUUGAUGAAAAAGGCUGCAAGUGAUAACAUUUUCAGAACUCUUCUCAAACCAACAACUGUUGAUUUUAGUCUUAUUGAACUUAUGAAAUUGAUGGAAUUAGAUGAGAUGAAGAAUCUUAAUUUGUAUAUUUUCAUCAAAGAUAUCAAUGAGGAUGUGAGUUUUUUCUCUGAAAAAAUUUAGAGGACAAGUUUUUUUCAGAAACUCGUGGAAAAAACUGACAGCAAUGCUUGGAAAUUUGACAGCGUUUUAGAGAGCAAGUAG